AGCCGUGCGCCCCGGGAAUGCCUGGGAAGCCGACGCGGAGCAGGUGCCGAAGGGGGCCGUCCCGCAAGCAUCGGAGCGACCCCAGCUCAGACAGCUCCCAUGCCCGGGAGCAGAGGGGGUGGGGCCGCCGAUUCUCUCGGUCUGCGGCGGCGGCGCACCCCGAAACCGCGUGUGCGCGCACGUGUCCCUGCGAUGAGGCGCGCGUGUGCCCGCCGAGGGUGCCAGCCGAGGCUGCCCUCCCCGGGACCCCACGAGCGAAGCCCGGACUGCAGCCGGGGGCGACUGUGAAGGCACCUCCGGCACCUCAGCUGAGUCAGUGAGUCAGCUGCCCCAGCACCCAGAACCUUUCAUCUAGGGGAUCUCCA
This is a messenger RNA of Cercocebus atys (sooty mangabey), 365 nucleotides long. RefSeq lists its product as uncharacterized. The record is from RefSeq and is a predicted model, not a curated record. Bases 18 to 320 code for a protein of 100 amino acids. Lineage: Eukaryota; Metazoa; Chordata; Mammalia; Primates; Cercopithecidae. The transcript has 2 exons.